Messenger RNA from Podospora pseudocomata, 1122 nucleotides. RefSeq lists its product as uncharacterized. The transcript is spliced from 3 exons. The record is from RefSeq and is a predicted model, not a curated record. Lineage: Eukaryota; Fungi; Ascomycota; Sordariomycetes; Sordariales; Podosporaceae. Bases 1 to 1122 code for a protein of 373 amino acids.
AUGGCCCCCACACCCUCCGCGACUUCAGACCGUCCAGCAGCCCCGGGAAGCCGUCGCUCGGUCUUUCUUUGGGAUGGGAGCAGUGCAUGCAAAGUCCACCGAGCGAUCCUUUCUCCGUUUCAUCCAGCUGCUUCUGAUAUCCAUCUCCGUCGCGUUUUGUUCGUCGUCUCUUUAGCAUCAACAAGUAACAACAGCGAGCCAGCCAAACGCGCGGAUAACAUCACCCACUUCGUCUUUGUACCUCGUCGGCAUCGUCGGACUACAACUCAGAAAGCACAGAUUCCGUGUGUCGCAACCCCUAUUAUCAGUUGCCCUCAGCCUCGCACGAAGUCUCACCUCCAGCACCCACAUACACCAUCAGCAAAGAUGUCGCAGACCUCCCAUCCAACCCUCAUCAACCUCCCUCCAGGCCCCUCCAACCCAGACACCCCUGAGAUUCCCGGAACCCCAACCUCCACGACCACCUCCCUCUCGGCCCUCUCCACAACAGCCAUCAAAGACGGCCACAAGGGCACCGUCCACCACCACCCUCACCCUUUAAAUCCCCGCGGCCUACCCCCCCAAUAUGACCCAUCCAACUCCUCCCUCGAAGCCGAACGCGCCGACCGCAUCUCCCGCCUCACCGGUCUGGCCCCCGCCGCUUUUUCUCGACAACAACAAUUCCGAUCCGGCCAACAACAACCUAUCCAACCCUAUACCCAAACCCAGCAAUUCCAACCCCCAACAGGUAUAGCCUACUUUGAUGCUCAAGGUCAACCCCAAAUGCAAAACAAGAUGAGCACUGUUGGGUCUGCCUCGGCAACAGAAGUGUCCCCUUCUCUGGGGGGUGGGUCAGUCAGCGGGAGGAGCAGGACUACGACGAUGAGGGGGAGGGAGGAUGGGGAUGAGGAUAUGUUGACUGAGAUGGAUAGUGCUAGUGUUGCGGGGGGGAGCGGGUAUGUGGAUGAGGAUAUGAUGAUUGAUGAGAUGGAUGAUGAUGGGUUGAGUAGGAGGAGCGCGGGGACUUACGAUGAGGAGGAUGAUGGGAGGGAGAGUUUGGUGGGCUUUGGGGAGGGGGCGGGGAGUACGGGGCAUGCCGAGUGGUGGAGGGCAAGGGGGGAUAGGGGGUUUGGAGAGGAGUAA